CACCGAGGUCUUAGAGGGAGUGUUUAAAAAGCACGAAUAUACGAAGUAAUAUGGUCAAUGAAUGGAACGCUUAAGUCGAACAAGUGGUAUCAGCCCCAUCAGUAAGCCUUUUCAAGGAGAAGACGAAUCUUCCCUGGAAAAAAAGAUGGCUGACCGAGUGCCUUAAAGUGUGUUCAGUAAAACUGUUGUCAGCGCCAAUGUCGAGGACUGGCAGAAUUAUAUAUUUUGCAGAUUUACCUACCGUUAAAAAUAUACCAAAGUUCAUACUUGGAAAAAUCAGUGGUACGAAAACCGGUUAGGAGAAAGGGUAUGAUAUGCUCAAAACACACUUCUAUCAGGUGGUUUUCAAUAGUACAAAUAUACCAGACAUAAAAGUUCCAAGGUCUUUAAAUGCUGUUGCCGAGAAAACUCCACAACCAAAUAUUUUGGGCCAUCAUGUUAUUACAGAGGAAUGUUUGACUUCAUUAGUGGAAGAUAAACAAUAUUACGAAACCCCCAUUCUUCAUUUACUCUCACGAAGAAACAACGUGAUUGCAACACUAACUGAUUGUAAUGGACGAGUUCUGAAUGGCACUAGUUGUGGUGCUGAAGGUUUCCGGAACGCUCGUAAAAUGUCUACUGUUGCUUUUCAAACUGUGGGUAUCUCCAUAGGACUGAAGGCGAAAAAACUUGGGAUUGGGGCUGUGCGUGUUGUAUUUAAUGGGCUAGGGUCAUGUAGGUUGCCUGUGCUCUCAGGUUUGAAUAUCUCGGGACUAAAGAUGAUCUCUUUGACGGAUGAUACAAAAGUUCAUUAUGGCCAUGGGAGAAGACCUAGAAAACAACGUAGGAUUUAAAAGGAACUUUCGCAUCCCUCCUAAUGUAAUCAUAGUAGUGGGAGUGUACAUAAUAUAAACCCUAAAUUUCGGCCUAUUUA
Molecule: messenger RNA, 913 nt
Organism: Schistosoma curassoni
Lineage: Eukaryota; Metazoa; Platyhelminthes; Trematoda; Strigeidida; Schistosomatidae
Source: the annotation of a GenBank genome assembly